UUCCGUGUUGUCUGGCAAGUUUGUCAGUCGCGAAUUCGUGCGAUUGUUCGCAUCUGUUUCGGUUUCUCAUAAUCAUCACUCUGUUUUUGAAGUUCUUCUACUAUUUCGUCUUCUUUUCUGCCUGUUCGUGUGGUUCCAGAAAGUUUAUCGUUCGCUGCGGGUUUCUAACGUAUCGCUGAAUAUUCAUCGGAUAAUGUAGUGGAUGAAGCAGAAAUUUGACUAUCCAUAAAAAUAUGUGACGUAUUUUAUCGAAAAUUGAUUGUGUCGAAUAGUUUUUUUUUUUUGUCUCAAAAAGUUUUCUCGCCAUCACGGCUUCAAAAGUGCGAUGUAGCUUCUGACCCUAGUGUAGUCAAAGUUGAGAAAAGUUCUUUCUGCAUAUUCUUGUUGGUCAAUAUUUGCUCGAGCUCUUAUUGGCAGGCAGGGGGUUAUGACAAGGAGCCUUCAUCUCAUUUGCACAUAAAAAAGGUGCAAAAAUUAAGUUUUGUGAGUGUUCAAAAUGUAAAUGUGUAAGCGGAGUUGAAGUUAAAGCAGUCCGGUGAGUUCGAGUUGAAGAAAGAAGAGUGGAGAAAAAGAGUGGAUGGUUUUUGGUGCAAUACUCACUCAAGGCCAAAGUUUUGUGCAGUGGUUCGUGGGAAAUGUCCCAACCCAAUCAUUUUCAACCGUGGAAGCAGGGUCGGCCGUUGGGCAUGCCAAUGCCAAAUCCGGCUACUAUCAGUUCUCAUGGAAAACUACCAGCCGCAGCUCAUCAAAAUUUACAUUCAAUCCAGUUGCCACAGUCAUCUUCCGGGCUUCACGGUCACCAAACCCUUCCGCGAGGUCCUCCGGUAGGACUUGCACCUCCCUUGGCUGUCCAAACAGCAGCGGCGUCCUCAUCGACAUCAACGAUUUCUUCAUCCACCGGUUCCUUUGGGCCUGGUGGAGGAAUCAGUGGAAUGAGUGAUUUUCUUUCCCAACUUGGUGCUGACAAGCUGAUGCUCAGCAAACUCAGUGCCAGCUACGGACUUACGAAUCUGGCGAUCGGAGAUCAGCUGGUAAGCGGACAACAGCAACUACAGCAGCAGCAACAGCAACACUCACCGCUAGAUGAUUGUGCCAAUGACAAGGAGCGAGAGCUUCGUAUUCAGCAGAUCUUCGAGAAUGCUAUCGGCGAUAACUCUAAAAAGCAAAUUGUGGAUUUACUGGAGAAGAUUUCUAAUCUUCGGCCCCCAGAACGAUUACUUCUGUACCUGCGAAUGCCUGGUGGAUAUCCUGAAACAGACCCACUGCGUCAGUCUCAGAACCCACUCGGUACCCGUUCCGAGAUUAAUCACACCAUAAACUGGGUACGAUCGCACCUCGAACCAGAUCCAAAUGUUUCCAUCCCGAAGCAGGAAGUGUAUGAAGAUUACACUGCCUACUGCGAACGAAUUGACAUCAAACCGUUGUCAACGGCGGACUUCGGUAAGGUAAUGAAGCAGGUGUUUCCCGGUAUUCGUCCCCGGCGUUUGGGAACACGCGGUCACUCCCGUUACUGCUACGCAGCAAUGCGCAAAGCCACCAAACUGGCUGCUCCCAAACUGCCUGAUCUCAUCGCCAGCACCGGAGAGAAACUCACACCGGAAGAUCACGUACCCAGUGACGAGGAAGCGUGGAAGGUGAUAAAGGUGUGGGCCGAAGCGAUGCUACCGAAUUCGUUCGGUUCCAUCAACGAACUGGCCAGCUUCAUCACAAAAAACAAUCUCAAUUCACCGGCCAGCAUCGCCAGCCGACAGUUGCUGCAGAAAAAACUUUUACAACGUGAGAUUAAGGAGCGGAAGAAACUCACCGCCGCCGCUUUGAAGAAACGUCGAAGGAAACGCCGUAAGACUCUUUCCACCAGCAUCGACUCCGAGGUUGGUCCAUCCGAACCGCAGCCGUCAUCAUCGACGACAUCCACUCAGCUCCAAUCAUCACGACACCAUACCCUCUUGCAGCAUGCAACCAGUAGAAGCCCAGCCUGUGCCAUUCCUGCUGGCAGCCCGGCUAUGCCUUCCGCUGUCCUCUUACAUCAGGUCAUCAAGCACGAGCGGCAGGAUUUUACCGACGACGAUAACAAUAAUACGUCCCUCGGGGCCGAAGCGAUGAAACAACAGCAGCAACAACCACCUUCGCACCAGCAGUGCCAUCUAAGUACAAAACUGAACUGUGAUACAGGCAACGGUGUCUUGGCCUCAACAGCGGCGGUCAUGCCAGCAUCAAUUGCGGGGAAUGCGAUGCCUGCCACCGGUCGAGAGAUGCGCAGCCCUGCCGAGGAGUAUAACAUCUUCUGCAAGAAAGUCCGCCAGGCGCAACAGUUGAAGGCCGCCGCACAGAACCAAGCCUUGCAAAUCAUACCGAGCUCAAGUCUGAGACCCCCGAGCGCUGCGGCAAAGCGUGCAGCCUCGAUAGCGCAUUUAACUCGUCAAAAGCGUUUCCGCAUGCUCCAACAGCAACAGCAGCAAGCGAUUGAGGCGCAAAAUAAUUCCGCUCCGCAUUACGACGAAAUGGGAAAUUUGAUACUGAUUGAGUCGCAAGAUUUAGUUACAAGCAGUAGAGAGGACUUUAUUAUCCCGAGGGAACGAGUGAUCAGCAUUUGUAAUAUGGACAAAAACGCACUGGAUGACUACUUGAACUGCGAGGAAGAGAAUUCACAAGAUCAAGAUCAGGAACUGUUGCAGUACUUUCCGGAGGAGAAUCAUCCGGAUGGACAGCCUGCGGGAUCAACGCCAUCGUCGUCGUCGGGACAGCAUGCUGUGUCUUCUGUCGGACAGGUAGGCGGAGGCUAUGGUGGAAUAUUCGACGAUAGUGAUACGAAUUUAAAGAUAUCACAGUUAAGAAGCAUGCUAGAGCAAAACAUGGCACAAUCUGGUGGCAUAGACAAACCGCAGGUAGGUGGGCAACUUGACGGGUUUGAUGGCUCGAUUGGUGGACAGCAGCUAGGUUUGCAGCCGGGAUCAGCAGCCGCUUCGCUGGCAAUGCUAUCUCAACGUCACCAUGGAAAUGGUAUCGCUAGUACGGAUGGAACGUCAUGCAUUAACAUGGAUGGAAAGAAGGGUUCCAAUUCUGGAUCGAAAUUAACACUCGAAAAUUGUUUAAAUAAUUUAGGUAACGGAUUGGCGGUGGGGACAGCAGCCAAUGGCGGAGUUACUUUACAGAGUCCUAAUGGAAGACGAAAAAAUUACAAUUUCGUGCCGAUUUCGGCCGGUCCGCAGUCUCCGCGAGUUCAAGCGCAAACACGACAGCCGGCUCGCAGUGGCACUCCCAAUGCUAGUCCGUUUGUUAGUCCAAGAAACACUCCAAUCCAUCGCAAAACAAAAGCUGCUAAUAAUGGCCUUACACUUAAUAUACUCCAGCAGAAUCAGCAGUCUCUCCAGUUAUCUGGAUACCAGCAACGUCCGUCAUAUGUCAAGAAUGAGCUUUCUGCCUCUGCUCCUCCCAGUCCCUCUCUAGCGCAAAACUAUAGGUUCGGAUUAAACCCAAAUCCAUUGAACUCGAACACAAUGCCUUCUUUUCAACCGAUAUGCGGGCCUUCGGCUCACAUGCAACCUCAGCCGAAUAUGGUCAAUUCGUUGGAGUCUCGCUCCAGUAGUGUGCCACUAAUUCCCAACUACGAUGGGUACAAUCAUUCCAAUUUCACAUCAGUUUCUCAAACACCCGUUCCUUCCGAGUGCGAUGAUUUCUCCGAUCCCAACAACAUCUUGGACAUGCUGAACGAACCUUCCUCAGCUCCAAACAAUCUGCCUCACUCAAUCAAACUCGAAGCCUCAGACCCAAUCAUGUCCGAUAUUUUGGAUUCGGAAGACAUGUUUCCUAAGGCACCGUACAAUAGUAUCUCGCGUUCGGUUCCUUCCACUCCACUUCCCCAUCAGAUGUCGUACAAUCAAGCAAAUCCGAACUGUGCCUCUUUGCUUGGUUCCAACGGCCUUUCCUCCAAGUCCCUCUUCGAGCUUCCCAAGUCAGUCCCAACAACACCGAUAGCCCUUAACAAUGGUCGAGAUCAAUUAUUCCAAUACAGUCCGGAAACCCCACGUGACUGCCUAAUCAAUGGAAACUCAAUCGAACGCGGAAGCGGCAAAAUUACAUCCUUUUAUCAGCGAAACCCGACUAAUAACAACAACAUCAGUGUUACCGACGGUACUACGGUGAAUAUUACGGCAAAAACCGCCGAAAACGCUGCUGCCCCACCGCCUUCUACAGGGUCGGGAACGGAAAUGUCCGUUCUGGGCGAAGGGAUCGAAAGCCUUACCGAUGCUUUUAUCGGAUCCGAUACGCUACGAUAUUUGUAGGACACAGAACUAAGAAGCUAGCAGACUGGUAGGGUAGGCUAAGGGCAGAUAUUUGUGCGUGUUACGAAACCGCGUGCGCCACACUCCAAGUUGGUGCGCCCAUUCACUCAGCAGCUUACAAUGUAACUACAAAGUGUACUGGUUUUAUUAGCAACUUAUUCUCCACGUGCCGUCGCUAAACCCAGACGGGGGGUCCACUAUCACCCUUUUCCGCAUCUUUCGUUAACGCAGAUUGUGUGCAUGAUGUUGUUGCUCCCAACUGGUCCCUAGUGGGAAGAACGGUACGUCGGACCGGUGUUGGUGACCAAAAAAUUUUCGAGAAUAAUCAAAUUGCAUUUAUUUUUCGUUAACAUCACUGAGCCGGUGGUUGAAAAUGUAUAAAAGUCUUUCGAAACAAUUUCCUUUUUUGGAACAACGUUUGCUCAGAUUGCACGUACGUACUCUUCCCAUGUUGACCUUGAAUAUGACGGUGCUUGCCAAACGCGCUGUUGAUGGUUCUCUUCUCUGUGCUCGCUACUUGCUUGACUAUUUUGUGCAUCCUCAAACUAAAAUGACUAGCGCAACAAAUUAAAGAUUAUUCCGUCCAAGAAAAAGUGAAAUGUAUAUCGUGCUCACGGAGUUUUGAUUUCAAUGAACUAACUAGAACAAUGUGAAAAUAGGUGCUGAUUUAAUAGGCUUAAUUUUUUAUUUUUUUUAAUAAUCUUUCGUUCGUAAGAUGUUAUCAUACUGUGUGGUAAUUAACACAUUUUAAAUUUCAGCACGUGUUAAAAUUUGCCUACCGGUUCGAUUCGAACUACACGUAAACAAGACAGACUAGACAGCCAAUGUAUCAGUGAUACUCAUUCGCAGCGGAUUACAUUGUUGAAUUAACACUAAAUCGGUAUGUUUACAAUGUUUGUCAACCUGCCCCAGCCGCGAGCACUAUCGUGGGCGGUGUUUCGAGUACUGUAGUAAACUGUACUUUGCCAACUAAACUAUGCUGUAUUGUUGGACAUUCCACGUUAGGUUGUCUCGUCUAGUCUCGGGAAUGCCGGGUUUAUUCAAGUCGAGUACCUUCACGUGUUUGACAUAGUUUUGAACUUGGAAAGCAAAAAAAAAAUCAAAUAUUCUCAUACGAUUUUAUCGCUUGCCGGAAAUAGGGCAUGUACAGCAGCCCUGCAUCGAGAGUUUACUAGCUUAUUUCACUUUUCCUCAAGUGCACUUUUAUCGCUCGCGCGUGUGGUAAUGUAAACUAGUGCCGGUGCACCCCGCACGUCACGUACCUAGCUCUGCUUUUGCCCCAUUUCAAAUGCACUUUCAUGUGACUGUGCAUAGAUCGCAAUACCGCACCGCAAUUCCGUGAAGCCGGCUGCCGGGUGUUCGCAUGACUGUGACCUUGAACUAGAGUAAGUAGUUCAACGACUCGCCGCCAUGAUGUGUGAUGUAAAAGUUUAUAGCUCAGCGAGCGGUUCUAAAAAGAUUUGCUAGUUUUCUGAGCGUGUGGCUUUUCGCGCUUGAUAAGAACUGUCUAGGAUUGAGCGCCUGCGUCCUAUAGGCGGCAGGGUGGUGUACACCGCUGUGCAAAAGUGUGAUUUGAUCGCCUAGGCGGCCGUUUUUAAAUUUACAUGAUCUGCGUCAUCUUGUUUGUUUCGCAGCAUGGUAUGACGUACGGUCUUCCACGUGUGUGCGAAUGUAGAUAUAUUUUCCUUGGGUGUUGAUUAGCAGGAGAUUAUUGCUGAAUAAAAGAUGCCAAAGAAUCGUUGUAAAGUAAAUGAUAGUGUAUACGUGCGUUACAACGAAAAGAUGUAAAUUUUUUGCAGAAGGCCUUUUGCUAUGUACAAUUCAAUUUUUGUUUUUCUAAAAUGAAGCUAAGUACGUUUUAAACUGUUUGUCAAAGCCAUACUGUUGAUACUUAGUUAGGUAUCAAUUACAAUUGUGGUCUUUAAAAUAGUUAAAUAUCUCCUUCGCUUUGAUACUCUCAAAGAUGUUCCUUCCGGUAUUGUGAAUAAAACGUUCUCCAGAUUGGUUGUACAACAGUAUACACAAAUCGAAUGCUGUGCUGAUUUUUUAGGGGUUUUAAUGAUGCAACUGCUCUUUCAAAGGUGCUCAUCAAGAAUUUGGUUCCCCACUGUACUGUCAUCUCAUGCAUAUUUAUCCCAUAUAGUUAAUAGGAAGAUUUCUUCUGUUCGGCCCAAUCUCAUCGGCCCAAUUUUUCGUCACCGUACUUUCGUGACUAAGAUAAUAUGGCAAAUGUAGGAAUGCUGGCUGCAAGCUCAGAAUAGUUUUAUUUUUGGUUCGUAAAUUUCAUUACCAGUUUCUCUCAUAUUAUAGAAUUUUUCAGCUCAAAUACCAAAUGGGUAUGCUUUGGCCUGUUUUUAAUUGGAAUGAAAUUUCGCUACCAUUUGGGUGCCACUCAAGAUUUAGUUUUUUAUUAAACAUAUAUUUGAAAUAAUUAUUGAAAGGGUUACAAAAAGAUGAGAUUUUUUUUCAACGUAUAACUAGUUGAAACUAGCAAAUCAGAAUGGCGUAAAAGAAAAAAUAUUACAGAAAAGCUUUAAAAAAAAUGUACUGAAAGGCAAAAAAAUCGACGUUUAUGUGUAACAUACUAUUUGUGGUUUUGAUCACCGUUUAAUUUUAUAUUUUCUCUGGAUAGUUUAUUCGUUUCGGUGAAUCGAAUCAACUAUCCAGAGAAAAUAAAAUUUUAAGUAACAUAUACACAAUUUUCAGUAACUUAAUAAGCUGAACCUAGGUAAAAAAUGUUUACAUGAGUAAAUUGGUUUAAAAGGUAAAAUUUAGAAUUCUGCAAAAAUUGUUUUAAUUUCCAAAAUUAUGUUUGGCGAACAAAAAUAUGUGCACUGGUAAAUGACCGGCAUUUUUGCCUGCGUUUUUAACCGUUAGUUCUUCGGGGUUUUCCAUUAUUUUACGAUGGUACGACGAGUCUCCAAAUUUUGUAAUUUAUUUUUACGAGUAAAGUAAAUGAUAUUAUUUUUUUUUCCGUGUUGGGUAUUCUCGUCCCUGCGACCAAUUUUUUGAUAUUUUGUGACAUAUUCCCCCUUUUUAAUUUUGCUAAGUCAGGAUAACGUAUCACUAUUGGAAGUGGUCGUUACAGUCUGGCCAAUAGCAUUAGUCCAGUCCGGUAUUAUACUUCGUAUGAAGCGCACAACCGUACUGGGAUUUGUUCUCCAGAUUUCAAAGGGUUCCAGAAGACCUCUCUCGAAGAACUUAUAUCUUUUGAUAAAAAUUGCCGGACAUCAGCAUAACAGAUGUUCCGAGUCUUCUUUUUACAUGCCACAUACUCGACAUGUAUCAUCUUGAAGUUUUUUCAUAACCUUCAAAUGAUAACGGCUCGGACAAUGCCCUGUUAUUAAACCAGUAUACGUGCUUAGAUCUUUUUUUGAAAGAUCCAGUAUUCUACGAGUCAUAGAAACGUUCGGAGUGAUGAAACGUACUGCCUACCGAUGUAGGCGUUUGUCCAGUUGGAUUCCACUUUCAUAGUUUCCCAUGCUUUUAGUUCCAUUCUAAGUGUUUCUUCGGAACUCAGCGAAUAAAAAUAAACGUAAUGGACUGUAUUUAAUUUGCGACUAUAUUUCUCGAAAUCUCGUUUUUAAGUGUUUUUCUUUCUCUACGGCGUUGCCAAUCUUACAAGGCGCGCAACAAAACCCACUGCAAAAAAGCUUACAUAUGAAUGACCAUACACUGACGUAAAUUAUCUCCCUGAAACUACACACCGUAACAUACACCCCCCGGAGCCGGAUGGCUCUACUCCACAUCAUCGUGGACAGGUAACACAGCGAUCUGAGUAGUUGGUCGUUUGAAUACAGAAGUACUCGUCUUAACGGUAACUACACGUACAAUCCCGUCGUUGCCGGGGUGCGUCUCAACAAUUCUUGCUAAUUUCCAUAUUUGUGGGGGCAGGUUUUCUUCCUUGAGCAAUACAAGAAGUCCGUUUCGCAGUAGAUCAGGAUGUUUAUACCACUUCCCACGUUUCUGUAACCCAGUGAUGUAUUCGUUCGACCACCUUGACCAAAACGACUGCUUCCGAUGUUGAACCAGUUCAUACCUAGAGAGCAGCGAUUCCUUCCGAUCAGUAUACAAUGGCUCAGCAACCGCCGUUAACUCUCGGCCGACCAAAAAAUGUCCAGGGCUAAGAGCUUCGUAGUCUGCUGGAUCCUUGCUCUGUUCAACCAACGGUCGUGAGUUUAAUAUGGCCUUGAUUUGAUUAAGAGGGUGUUCAUUUCCUCGUAUGUCAAAUACGCCUCCUUCAACGUUCGGUGAAGGUGAGUUUUCAUAGCCUUGACACCAGCUUCCCACAGCCCACCCUGGUGGGGAGCCUUCGGUGGUACCAAAUGCCAGUUUAUUCCACGUGGCUGACAGAAGCCUGCUAUCUUCUCUUGCAGAAUUUGCGACUUCAGAAGCUGAAACAAUUCCUGAAGUUCUCGUUUGGCCCCAAUAAAAUUGGUGCCAUUAUCAGAAUAUAUGUCUGACACAUUUCCACGCCGUCCAACGAAACGCAGCAGAGCCUGUAAGAACCCUUCUGUCGUCAAUGAAGUCACAAGUUCCAAAUGAAUAGCCUUCGUACAUAUGCAUACGAAAACACAGACAUACGCCUUGCACGGAGCCUUCGAUCGCCCUUGCUUGAUGAAAAAAGGGCCCGCGUAGUCCUCACCCAUACGUGAAAAUGGUUGGGUGAUGGUGACUCGGACACUGGGCAGAUCUCCCAUGAAUUGCUGCACAUCCCGAGGAUUCGCACGAAAGCAUUUCACACAUCUUCUGACUAAUCGAUUGAUAGUGCGUUUAGCGUUGACUGGCCAGAAUUGUCUUCUUAUCUUUGCCAUCAGGCCGUUCAAUCCGACGUGCAGCUCCUCUUGGUGCAGCGCCUCAAUAACGAUUUCUGUGAAAUGGUGACGUUCAGGGAUGAUCAUCGGCUGUUUCUGAUCUCUCGGCGAAUCGGAGUACUUGAUCCGACCGCCGACUCUCAGCAGUCUCUCUUGCUCAUCGAAGAAAGGGUUAAAGUUUCUUAGUUUUCCCUCCACACGUUCACCUCGUUGAAUGUUGCUGAUCUUUUCGUAGUACACAACCCGCUGAACUAUGCGUACCAUACAAUAUACAGCGUCACGCCAAUCCAUCACACCAAUAGCUCCGGAUCUCUUUUUCUUGCCAAGCCCUUUCGCCCGACAGUUGUAAAUGAACCGACACACGUAAGCAAAUCUUCGCUGCAGCCUUCUGAAGCUGCUACACGCCAUGAUAAGUUCGUAUUGAUAGUUACCGUUGGCCGAAGCCGUCACUAUUCCAACCACAACACAAUCUUCUUCUGAAAGGUCAUCUUCAUUAUCCUCGGCUCUUGGAUCCGACAUAUCGUUAGUAACACGGAGGAAGCCCGGUCCGUUCCACCACAAAUCACUACGCAUCAAUUCAUUUGGUUGCACACCACGCGAUACCAUGUCCGCCGGAUUUUCCUAUGGCUAACAUAGCUCCACUCAACGUCGGGGUUUAAUCUUAGUACUUCAUUCACACGAUUUCGCACAGAUACUGAUUGUUCUGGUUUAGUCUUCUUCAGCCACGAGAGCACUAUUUUCGAGUCUGACCAUAGAACAACACGACUUAUGUCAAAGUCUAGGGUUUCGCGCACUGUUUUGAUCUGCCUGGAUAACAAUCUUGCAGCACAUAGCUCCAACCUGGGGAUAGUCAUUUCCGCUGGUAAUGCUCCAUCCAUUUCCUUCCGCUCCGACUCCUUCAAUAGAGUAACUCUCGAUUUCCCGCAAAGAAGCCGCACUUUGAUUGCACCGUUAGCAGUUACGUUCUUCAAAUACACGCAACAUCCAUACGCCUUCUGAGAUGCGUCCGAAAAACCAUGGAGUUCCAAAGCUAUCGUAUUAUCCACAGUCACUCGUCUCGGGAUCUUCAUAUCGUUGAUGUUGCACAAUUCUGUCCUCAGUCUGCUCCAGACGUCGAGCUCCUCAUCAGGGAUCGGGUCAUCCCAAUCUACAUUUUUACGCCAGAGUUGCUGUAACACCAACUUGGCAACUACUACUAUCGGCCCUAGUACUCCGAGGGGUUCAAAUAGUUUUGCAAUUUCGGAUAGUACUUCAAGCUUCGUCGGUACUUCUGUAUUAGUCAUUGUUCUAACGCGAAACAGGAAGCUGUCUCUCUCUGAGUCCCAAAGAAGCCCCAGCGUCUUGAUGACCCCGUUGGUAUCGUCGAAAUUAAGCUGUUUCUCUCGAUCCUCUAUGGGCACCCCAUGAAGCAACUGUGGGUCAUUAGCGCACCACUUAUGCAGUUUGAAACCACCUUUGUUUAGUAGCUGCUGUAGAUCCUCUCGCAAUCGUUUAGCCCCUUCCAGGGUAUCUGCUCCCGAAAGUACGCCAUCUACAUAAAAGGACUUCAUUACUACGGCGCUUGCUUCAGGUUCCGCUCAUCCUGGGCCAAUUGAUUCAGGCAUCGUGUUGCCAAGAAUCCUGCUGGUCCAAUACCAUAUGUCACACGCAGCAGUUCGAUAUCUUGGAUGGGCUGAGUCCUGUCGUCUCUCCACAAACAUCGCUGAUACUUUGUAUGGGCGCCGUCUAUCUUCACUUGUCGAUACGUGCGCUGAGCGUCAGCCGUAAAGGCGUAUUUAAGUAGCCGCCACUGCAGCAUGAUAUCAAAAAGAGGUUUUUGCACUGUCGGAGCAUCCAUCAAAAUGUCAUUCAAUGAUGCACCGUUAGUGGUCUUUGCGGAGGCAUUAAAUACUACCCGAAACCUUGUCGUUGAGCUUUCAGGCUUUAACACACAAUGAUGCGAAGAUAAUAUCCCUUUUCAAGAUUUACUUCUUUAGGCUCCAGUAUCCUAGCAUGAUCAAGCUCCAGAUACUCGUGGAUAAAAUCCGAAUAGAGCUUUUUCAUUUCAGGCCGCCUUUCAAGCCUGUUCUCCAGCGCCUUGAACAUCUUCUCCGCUUGAUUCCUGGAGUCUCCAAGCUGACCAGGAUCGUCUCGAAAUGGUUGCUGAACGGUAUAUCGUCCAUCCUCUCCUCUGGAAUACGUUUCAAGGAAGUGUCUUUCACAGUCAUUGUUCAAGGGCUCGGCCGUUUGUUCAUCGAUCAUCCAAAAGCGUUCCAACAGAGUGUUAAGUUGUUCGUCCCUGGGAUCGGAUGUUGUAGCUUGCAAAACCUUUACACUGCCAACGUUUCGAUCGGCGCUGACUGUUCCAGCGUCUAGCCAUCCUAGAAGGCUCUCCUGCAACAGUGGAAGAUCGUUUGACAUCCGUAUCUUGCCGCUUCCCAUCAGGUCGUAGAAAACUUCGGCUCCAAUAAGCAUGUCCACUCGGCUGUAACAAAAAAACCUUGGAUCUGCCAACAGUAUCUGCUUCGGAAUCGGCCACUUUGAAGCAUCCAGCUCCAUCGGAGGUAGCGCACCAGUUAUACGAGGAACUAUCAAAAAGUCUACAGAGAAAUCGCAAUUUGUUCUCCUGGACUUCACGGUGGCGUUCACCUUGAAUUUCACCGUUGUUCGGGUUCCGUUCACUCCAAUUACUGGCACGUUUACACAUUUCUCAUGAAGACGCAGCACAUCACUAAUUCUCUGGGAUAUGAAGUUCGCCAUUGCACCAGAGUCUAGCAACGCACGACAUCUAUGCGCUACACCGCUUCUGUCAAUUACAUCGAUGACUGCCGUUGCCAGCAUCACCUGCGUAUGCGCCGAUACCGUCAAGACUGGAACUUCGCAUUUUGCAACGAUCUUCGGUGUCUCCUGUGUUGUAGUAGAGCUUCUAGCGAUUGGUCUCGUCUCAGCAUUGCUCGUUGCUGUCUCCGUUAUCUCGCACUUCUCCUCGAAGUGCAUCAGGGGAUGGUGCUUCUUCUGGCAUUAACAUAAUCUGCUGGUAUCAGUCUUGCAGUUAACAGUCCGAUGUCCUCUCUUCAGGCACGCGAAGCAAAGGCCAUACUGCUUCGCCUUCGCAUAUCGGCUCUUCACGCUCAACUUCCUGAACCCGUCACAAGUUUCAAUUGGAUGGUCGCUAUCGCAGAUAGGACAAUUGCUUUGCUGUACUGUAGCCGUGUGCACCUUAGUUGGAACGGCGGGGGCACUACUCCGGAGAUUGGUUGUUACUGCUCCUUUCGGUCGUCCCGAGAUUGAGGAAUCCUCGCAUCUCUCCAGAAUGUAGGAGUGAUUUCGGAGAAACGUCAUCAUAUCUUUGUAGAUAGGUAGGCUACCAUGGUCAAUUGUAGCCUCCAAUGCCUUUCGGGUGUCCGGAUCAAGUUUCGAAAUCACCAAGUUGAUACGAUUGCCUCGGACAACUUGUCUUUCAUUUUCAAAUCGUGAAACGCAAGAGAUUCAAGGCGCUUCUCUACGACGUCCAGCAAAUUUCGCUAUUCUACAUGCGUUUCCUUGGGCAUCGGCUUCACAUUCAGCAGUUGUGUUACAUGCCCCUGAACAACCAUACGAAAAUUCUCAAAUCGUUUCGACAAAAUCCUCCAAGCACCUUCGUAAUUGUUAUCAUUCAGCAUUUGCUGAUCAAUAGCCCCUGCUGCUUUUCCCACCAGGGCUUUAUCUAGGUAAUGGAGCCUUGUAGCAGGAGAGUCCCCUACACACUUAUCAACGAUAUCCGUAAACCUGUCUCGAAUUUUGUACCAAUUUUAAUACCGACCGUCAAAUGUCGGCAGAGGGAUUUGUUGUAAUAAAAGAGACGGUAAAACUUGGUAUGGAACACUCCCACCACUGCCGCUAGGUUGGCUAGUGGUUGCAACCUCCAUCAAUUUCCGAUUCGUCAACUUCUCAUUAACAAUUGCUUGUAUAGUACGACUGAUUCGUUCUACCUUACCUUGUUUUGACGCAAGGCACUGCUCAAGAGCAACCACCGAUUCGGCCAUCUUAACUUGGUCUCGGUGGUGUUUCUGCAGCUCUUUCUGCUCACGAAUACUCACGAAUGGUGUCGCUCCGCCAAUCGGUGUGUAGAAUAUAGGCGACGCUAAUGGAGAAACAACGGGCGACGAGAACAAGAUUCGCUUCAUCUUGCCAGACCGCAGUUGCAUAUCACUUCACUUCUUUCGUGUUCGAUUUUAGCUUUCACGUCGUUGUCGAAAUUUUUGCCAAUCACCACAAUCUAACAUCAGUGUUAAAUUUCCUCACUCUUGUAAAAGGGAUCACUAAAACUGAUGUCACACAUACCACCACCAAAAUGGCGUCUUAUUCACUUCUGCAAAUAUUCUUCAGAGCAGCACCACCGCUUGCUUCGAAUCACUAUAUCCAGAAUGCAAAAUUCUGAAUCAACAGUUUCUUAGCAACUAUCACUUUUCCGUUGUGCUGUUACACGAUACGGAACCACUUUUUGUUCGCCGCGUUACUGACGGUCAGAACAAAAUCAAAUUCUCGACGCACACACACGUUUGCGUCGAAAUCAACUUUCACUAGUAUGGUAGCCAAGCGAUCUCAAAGCGCUCAUUCAAAAUGGCUACCACGCUUCACUAUUCGGCUGCUUUCCGGUUCCGGCUUCUGAAAUUGGGCUGCCCCUGUGGCUAGCUUCUUUCUUUCCUAACUUCUUCCAGAGCCAGGAAUCACAAUUUUCUCCAGCAAGCAGAAAUCACUUUCACUGAAUUCGCGUAGUAUAUCCGGCUCUGACGGACCAUGUUUCUUCGGAACUCAGCGAAUAAAAAUAAACGUAAUGGACUGUAUUUAAUUUGCGACUAUAUUUCUCGAAAUCUCGUUUUUAAGUGUUUUUCUUUCUCUACGGUGUUGCCAAUCUUACAAGGCGCGCAACAAAACCCACUGCAAAAAAGCUUACAUAUGAAUGAUCAUACACUGACGUAAAUUAUCUCCCCAAAACUACACACCGUAACACUAAGGGAACAAGCGGAUAGACCACAGAAGGGUUCUGGUCCUAUGAACUGAUGAGACGAUCCAAGUCUUGCCAGUUCAUCGGCUCUUUCGUUCCCAUCUAUUCCACAGUGACCAGGAACCCAGUAUAAGUCUACUUGAUUAUUACAACCCAGUGUUUGGAGUGAUUGAACACACUCCCAAACUAGUUUUGAUGUGCAUGUCGCAGACUUCAAAGCCUUCAACGCUGCUUGACUGUCGGACAUCAUGCAAAUGUUUGAGUGUCUGCAUUUCCUGCGUGGGCAUAUUUCAGAACAUUCUAGUUUUGCUUGGUUAUCAGCUUGGAAGACAGUUGGCCAUUGGCCCAUUGGAACUGACAGGUCUAUUCCUGGGCCAGUUACUCCUGCUCCCACUCGAUUGUUCAUUUUUGAACCAUCUGUGUAGAAAAUGAUUGAUCCUGGGCGGAGAUCAGGACCACCGCGUUCCCAAACAUCACGCUCAGGUUCAAACAUUCGAAAUCGUCUUUCAAUAUUGUAGCUUUUCUCCAUCCGGUCUUCAUUGUUGAUCACUAGGGGAUUGAUACGAAUAGUUUUUAGAAUACCUAGAUGACCCGUUAAAUCACCCUCAAAGAGCUUUAAUGAUCUUUUGAUCCGUAAGGCACUCUCUUCGGUUUCUUAUUGUAUGAAUUGAUGCAGUGGAAGCAUAAACAGUGGAGCUUCCAAUGCCUUGGUGGGUGUGCUUCUUAUUGCACCCGUUAUUGAGAGAGUGGCUAGCCGUUGAAGUUUUUCCAACUUAUCUUGAGCACCUUUCUCCCUUGUUUUUGUCCACCAGACUAGUGAAGCAUAGGUAAUUCUGGGUCUCACAAUAGCCGAAUAAAUCCAAUGGAUCAUUUUCGGUUUGAGUCCCCAUUGUUUACCAAAAGUUUUAUUACAUAUCCAUAGAGUAUUCGUAGCUUUUUUUAUUGCCUGCUCUAGAUGUGUAUUCCAGUUAAGUUUUUUGUCAAGAGUUACCCCAAGGUAUUUGACGUUAUCUGAGAGAAGGAUUUGAAGGAAAUGAUAUUACAAAAGUUCACAUCGUUGGACCACGUAAUUCUAUUCCCCCAAUAAAAAAAGUAAAUUUCAAUCGACAAUUUAUGCAUAACUAAUUACUUGUAUAUU
This is a messenger RNA of Wyeomyia smithii (pitcher-plant mosquito), 15201 nucleotides long. RefSeq lists its product as uncharacterized. Gene Ontology annotation, molecular function: DNA-binding transcription factor activity, RNA polymerase II-specific; RNA polymerase II cis-regulatory region sequence-specific DNA binding. The record is from RefSeq and is a predicted model, not a curated record. NCBI's taxonomy places the organism in Eukaryota, Metazoa, Arthropoda, Insecta, Diptera, Culicidae. Bases 636 to 4283 code for a protein of 1215 amino acids. The transcript has 6 exons. Gene Ontology annotation, biological process: regulation of transcription by RNA polymerase II.